AUGGAUCAAAGACAAAAGGAGAUCUAUGCGCAAUUGCACCAAAGCGAGAGGGUCGACUUAGUUGUCGGUGGGCGCGAUACACCAACCGAGGCAUUCCCCUUCCCGCGAGAUUUCCUCAGCCUACGGUCACGGAGGUUUCGCGAGAUAUUAAAGCAGCAGGAAAAGAGCGUCGAGAUUCUCGACACUCUGCCGCAGACGAUGAAAGACUUUAUGGUGUGGACCUUCUCACUCAAGCCACGGAUCCUAGAAGGCGCGACUUUCGAAGAAGUUGCCCGGCUUGGGAUCUUUGCCUGUCAAUAUCAGAUUCCGGCUCUCAGCAACCAGGUGACGGACCAAAUUCGGGCCAAUCUCGCCAGUGGCGAGUGGCGUCUACAGUCUUCAAUUGUAAAUGACAUUUACAAGGCCGCAGCCUCUGGAAGUCCACUGCGAGAAGUGAUCCGAGCGGCCUUGGGUCAAAUAGUGCGACCACCGGGUGAGGGCGAGGGCGAAGGCGAAGGAGGAGUUCCAGAAGACUGGGAAGAGACGUUUAAAAAUAACCCGGACCUAGGCUACGACUGCUUCCGCGUGUCUAGAGCGGUGAAAGACUCGGAAUGGACCUCUGACUAUCUGUCCAAGGUUUGUCGAUUUCACGAUCACCAGGGCGUGUCUCACCAGUCGGCCGGUUGUGACGGGUGCCCGUAUGCCGAGUGGGAAUGUUAUCCAGCUGGUGAACAGGAUGACGUGAAUGGGCCGACGGAUGAGCAGGAAACAGUCCACGAGGCGAAAGAGGCUAAUGGUGUACAUGACGACUUGAACACGAACGGAGUCACCGAUAUGCCAACAGAGUCGGCUCAGGCGGAGAAUGUCGUCGACGGAAUAAACGGAACAGCCGAGAAGGCAACAAUGACCCAUCGACUGAACUGGGCUGAUGACUCGGAGGCAGUGAUGGAUGAAGAGACCAAGCCUGUCGCUGCAGAAACUUUCGUCGAUGAUGCCGAUGGCUCGGUGGUCCCCGAAUCAAUUUCCGGGGAUGAACCUCAAGCAAUGGGACUAAAUGGUACCAUGCUCGGGAAAGUGGGCGGGUCCCCGCCGGAAAAGCCGCAAGUGGAUUUGAAAGGCCAGAAGAAUCAGAAGAAAAGGAGGAACAGAAAGAAUAGCAGCGCUGUUUGA
Rhinocladiella mackenziei CBS 650.93 is the source of this 1149-nucleotide messenger RNA. RefSeq lists its product as uncharacterized. The transcript is spliced from 2 exons. The coding region runs from base 1 to 1149 and encodes 382 amino acids. NCBI's taxonomy places the organism in Eukaryota, Fungi, Ascomycota, Eurotiomycetes, Chaetothyriales, Herpotrichiellaceae. The record is from RefSeq and is a predicted model, not a curated record.